Racocetra persica is the source of this 635-nucleotide messenger RNA. Lineage: Eukaryota; Fungi; Glomeromycota; Glomeromycetes; Diversisporales; Gigasporaceae. The record is from the annotation of a GenBank genome assembly.
UUCACCCAUAUAUAGAAAUACUUAAAAAAAAGUUUCAACCACGAUCUGAAAAAAAUGAAACGAUUGAUUCUUACUUAACCUUAAUUUAUGGCGAGUUAGAAGAUUUACCUAAUCAACCCAAUAUAGAAAAAUUAUCUGAUACUGAUGAUUCAAGUUCUGUUAGUGAAGAUGAAAAUAUAUCAUCAGCAGGUAAACGUCGACAUUGGCAAUUUGCUCACCGUCAAUUUAAACGAAAUAUGUAUAAAAAGCAUAGUAAAGGCCGAAGUCAAAAUCGAAAAAAAAUCCAAAGUCAUAAUAAAGGUAAAGGUAAAAGUAAUGUAAGUCAACGAUCACAAAAUAAAUCAGUUGAGUCGAAUGACAUAUAUGAAAUCGAAUAUUUACCGCCAACUGAUACUUCAGGUCUUUUGGAUAACGUUAGAGCUGCUAUCUACUUGUCAUUAGAUGAAUUGUGGUGUGUUCCAAAUGAUAUAGCUUUAGUUGCAUCAAUCCUGGAUCCUAGGAUGAAAAGUUUACGAUUUACUACAGAUACUCAACGAACAAACACAAGAAUUAAACUUCGAGAUGAUGAUUUUUUUGCUGAAGUUUUUAACUUAGGAGGAUCAAAUAAUGAUAUAAUAGAAUUUGAAGAAGACGAA